Molecule: messenger RNA, 2411 nt
Organism: Boleophthalmus pectinirostris (great blue-spotted mudskipper)
Lineage: Eukaryota; Metazoa; Chordata; Actinopteri; Gobiiformes; Gobiidae
Gene: thap12a
Product: THAP domain containing 12a
Exons: 5
Coding region: 76-2217 (713 amino acids)
Source: RefSeq, a predicted model, not a curated record
GUCGCAAAGGCGCGUAGUCGCCAUGAAUCUUCCGUGAACAAAACAUCUUUAUAAAGUUUUUGAGAUAAAACCAAAAUGCUGUCUCACUGCGCUGUCUCAAACUGCACUGGAGGAGAGUCCGAUUCACAACCAUUAUUUAGGUUUCCCCUGGACUCUGAAAGGUGCAAGCAGUGGCUGGAGAAAUGUCAGCGGGAAGAUCUCAUUGACAAACCUGCAGAGCAACUGUACAAAUAUGAACGACUUUGUGGGAAGCAUUUUCAACAAUCUGCCAUUGAUAGUGAGGCACAGGGCAUGGUGCUGAAGGAAGAUGCUGUUCCCACCAUCUUUGACUCACCAGAAAUGCCUCAGAGCAGCCAGGGGAAGAGGAAAGAAGUUGCAAAACCCAAUGAAAAGGAUAUUAAAGGAAGAAAAAAGAUGAAAAAGCCUGAGCCUGAACCUGAACCUGAAUCUGCCGAUAGCACACAGCCACUGUCAGAAGAAGAUGAGAACAGAGAGUAUCUAAAGUCUCUAUUUGAGAUUGUGCUGCUGUUAGGAGGACAUAAUAUUUCUCCCACAUACCAAGGAGAGGACUCUGAGAACAAUCCAACGCUAAGCAACUUCCAAGCUCUGUUAGAUUAUCGCAUACAAAGUGGAGACGAUAUUCUAAGGAAAAAGUGGGAUGAGAAUAAGGAGAAGUUUCCAGAUGAGCUCAAUAAGAUGAUAGAAGUCUGUGAACAAUAUAUCCGUGGUAAACUAGUGGAAGAGGUCACGCAAAGUGGUAAUUUCUCAUUAAUUACCGACAAUUUGGUGACCAUCUCUGGAGAAUUGCUCCUCCCUGUUUUUGUUCGAUUUGUAGAUAAGACAAACAGCCAGCGUGAAAGCUUUCUUGGGUUGGUGUGCUUCAAUGGAGAGGAGGAUGUUGUGGCAGAAAAUGUACUGAAUGAAAUAAGUGAAAAAUGGGGGCUGAAAAUGGAGCAGUGUAAAGGCCAAGCCCAUUCCUGCUCUGGAACACAUUCUAGCAAGAUAAAAAAGUUUGCAGCCAAGGUAACAGAGAGAUUCCCAGCAGCAGUAUUAGCAAUACGAUCAACUCAAACGUUAAAUAUCUCACUAGCCAAUAGUUUGCCAUUGGUGGGGGUCCAGCUUGUCAUGUCUACCCUUAAGAAGAUUGGCGCUUUCUUCAGUCGCUCCGCCUUGUUGGGUGCAGAGUUUGAGCAAGCAAUUUCACUUUUUUAUGAAGACAGAGCAGAGAAAGCCAAUGCGUUAAAGGGCUACUGUCAAACUAAGUGGACAGAUAGCCACAAUGUUUUCGAAAUUGGGGUUGAAAUUUAUGAAUCAUUGCUUCUUUGGUUGGAUAGUGUGAAUGACAAUGAAGAUGUAAGGUGGAGUGACCAGGUUGCACAUGAAGCUAUGGUGAUUUCAAAAGCUCUGACUGAUUUUGAGUUUCUGAUGACGUUAAUUGUGUUGAAAAAUAUAACUGCUCUUACACAGGCUAUUGGUAAAAACAUGCAUGGAAAUGCUGCAGAUAUCAGUGGUGCAGCAAGCUCUCUUCCAGCAGUGUUGCAGUCAAUUAAGGAGGUGGCAGACAACAUUGACGUUUACCAUGAAUUCUGGUAUGAAGAAGCGACCAAUAUUGCAUCUGUAGUGGAUGUUACGGUGAAGGUUCCUCGGUCCUUUCUGAGAAAACAGUCAGAAUCUGUUGCAAUUCAUCAGGAGAAUUACUACAAGGAGUACGUGUCUUUUGCUGUGGUGAGUGGCAUAUACAAUGAGUUGAGUGAAGUCGUCAGUGAACAUGUCCUGAAAACGCUUAAAGGUCUGGCACUAGUUCCUGCCGCUAUCGAGCAGAACAAAUCUGCUAAACCUGAUGAGGAUUGUGUGGAGUUUUUUAAGAGUGACGUCCCAAAUGCAGAUAGCUUCUCUGCAGAGCUCAACUGUUGGUGGGUUAAAUGGAGCAAAAAGACCAAGCAGGAAUCUUUUCCCACAAAUGUCCAAGACACACUCCAGCUCGCUGACAUGAAGUUCUUCCCUAAUAUGUUGGCAGUUUUCAGAUUACUUGCCAUCUUACCUUGUUUGUCUUUUGACAAUACUAGCAAUGUGGUGUACCAGCGUUUCUCCAGGUACAUGGAAGAAGUCCCAGACAGAAUGAAAUCAAAAAGUGUUGCAUUUAUGAACAUAAAUUCUCAUGUCCAGUGUGAUCUGGAUUCACUGGUUGAUCUAUUUGUCAAAACUGAUCCUAAAUAAAAAAUAAAAAUAAAUAAAAAAAAGGUGCUCCUCUGAAAGGGUGAUUGUAGUGAGAACUUAUUAAAGAUGUGCUAUUUAUUAUUAUGAUUCAAAGCUGUAAAACACUUUUUGCCAUGUUUGUUGAAUUGCUGAAUUUGUAAUGGCCUUUUACAUUGUUAAGAUGUAGUGAAAAAUUAAAGCUUUAUCUGCCUUUC